This is a messenger RNA of Solanum dulcamara, 2950 nucleotides long. RefSeq names its product subtilisin-like serine-protease S. The transcript has 11 exons. Lineage: Eukaryota; Viridiplantae; Streptophyta; Magnoliopsida; Solanales; Solanaceae. The record is from RefSeq and is a predicted model, not a curated record. The coding region runs from base 218 to 2494 and encodes 758 amino acids. Gene Ontology annotation, biological process: proteolysis. Gene Ontology annotation, molecular function: serine-type endopeptidase activity.
UAGUACUAAUUUUGUGUAACAGAAAUAUUCUUGUCUACUACUACCACAGUAUACCUAUGACACUGAAUAAUCUUUCCCUCUUUUCUCUCUCCCUCUCCUCGUUAUUUCAAAUCAUUCUCUCUCUCUCUGUGUCUUGUCCUGCUAUAAAAACCUCAUCUUUUUUCUGCUUGUAGUUGAUAACACAUUCUUUUACUAGCCUCAUACCACAAGCUAGGAGAUGGGUGUUUCAAAAAAGACUCUUUUUUUACUCUUUCUUUGUGUUUUUCUUGGAGAAAUUCAUCUCUGUUUUUCUUCCAAGUUAUAUGUGGUGUACAUGGGAAGCAAAGAUAGUGAUGAACACCCAGAUGAGAUUUUGAGGCAAAACCAUCAAAUGCUGAUUGAUAUUCAUAGAGGAAACGUUGAACAAGCCAAGACUUCUCAUGUAUACAGUUAUAGACAUGGUUUUAAAGGUUUUGCUGCCAAGUUGACUGAGGCACAGGCUUCUGAAAUAUCCAAAAUGCCUGGAGUGGUAUCUGUAUUUCCAAAUACUAAGAGGAAUCUGCACACAACUCAUUCAUGGGAUUUUAUGGGGCUCAGUGAUGACGAAACAAUGGAAAUCCCAGGUUUUUCCACCAAGAAUCAAGUUAAUGUAAUCAUUGGUUUCAUUGAUACAGGAAUUUGGCCUGAGUCUCCAAGUUUUAGGGACACCAACAUGCCUCCAGUGCCAGCUGGAUGGAAAGGACAAUGCCAAUCAGGGGAAGCAUUCAAUGCCUCAAUAUGCAACAGGAAAAUAAUUGGGGCUAGAUAUUAUAUGAGUGGCUAUGUAGCUGAAGAAGAUGAUGGAAAGACCAUGUUCAAGUCUGCCAGGGACAGUACUGGUCAUGGAAGUCAUACAGCUUCAACUGCUGCAGGGCGUUAUGUAGCUGAUAUGAAUUACAAAGGUUUGGCAUCUGGAGGAGCCAGAGGUGGUGCCCCAAUGGCCAGGAUAGCAGUGUACAAAACCUGUUGGAGUUCUGGUUGCUAUGAUGUUGAUUUGUUGGCUGCAUUUGAUGAUGCAAUUAGAGAUGGGGUUCAUGUCAUUUCUCUAUCUUUGGGCCCUGAUUCUCCCCAAGGAGAUUAUUUCGGUGAUGCUAUUUCUGUGGGGUCAUAUCAUGCUGUUAGCCGUGGGAUACUUGUGGUGGCCUCAGUUGGAAAUGAAGGAACCUCUGGUUCAGCCACAAAUUUAGCUCCCUGGAUGAUCACAGUUGCAGCCAGUUCAACUGACAGAGAUUUUACAUCUGACAUUAUAUUAGGAAAUAAAGUUCAACUCAGGGGUGAAAGUCUUAGCUUAUCUCAAAUGAAUACAUCUGCAAGAAUCAUACCUGCUUCUGAAGCUUACGCUGGAUACUUCACUCCCUAUCAAUCCAGUUAUUGCUUAGAUAGUUCUUUGAAUAGAACUAAGGCCAAGGGGAAGGUUCUUGUGUGUUUACAUGCUGGAAGCUCUAGUGAGUCAAAGCUAGAGAAAAGCAAUAUAGUUAAAGAAGCUGGUGGAGUUGGGAUGAUCCUUAUUGAUGAAUCAGACAAGGGUGUGGCUAUCCCCUUCACCAUUCCAGCAGCAACUGUUGGGAAAAGGAUUGGAAACAAGAUCCUAGCUUACAUUAAUAAUACACGCUUGCCUAUGGCAAGGAUUCUCUCUGCUAAAACUGUUUUGGGAGAUCAACCUGCUCCUCGAGUAGCAGCAUUUUCUUCAAGAGGUCCUAAUUCUCUAACGCCAGAAAUUUUGAAGCCUGAUAUUGCAGCUCCGGGAUUAAAUAUCCUGGCAGCAUGGUCCCCAGCAGUGUCUAGGUUGAACUUCAACAUACUCUCUGGAACUUCCAUGUCUUGCCCUCACAUAACAGGAGUUGUUGCCUUGUUAAAAGCCGUGCAUCCAUCAUGGUCUCCCUCUGCAAUCAAAUCAGCCAUCAUGACAACAGCCAAACUGUCAGAUAUGCAUCACAAACCCAUAAUAGUAGAUCCUGAAGGGAAGAGGGCUAAUCCAUUUGAUUUUGGUUCUGGAUUUGUUAACCCCACGAAAGUCCUCGAUCCUGGUCUAAUAUAUGAUGCACAACCAGCAGAUUACAGAGCAUUUCUUUGUUCAAUUGGUUAUGAUGAGAAAUCUCUGCAUCUAAUUACAAGGGACAACAGCACGUGUGAUCAAACCUUUGCAUCGCCAAAUGAACUAAAUUAUCCUUCCAUCACAGUACCAAACCUCAGAAGCAAAUAUUCAGUAACUCGAACUGUCACAAAUGUGGGAAAAGCAAUGAGUAUUUACAAGGCAGUUAUAUUUGCACCAAGGGGUGUCACUGUUACUGUGGUGCCCCAAAGAUUAGCCUUCACUCGAUAUUACCAGAAGAUGAAUUUCACAGUGACUUUCAAAGUGGCUGCACCCACACAGGGAUAUGUCUUUGGGUCCUUGUCAUGGAGGAACAAAAGAACAUGGGUAACAUCUCCACUUGUUGUCAGAGUGGCACAUUCCAACAUGGGUACCAUGUUAUAGUUCAGCUGCAGUGCUAUUUAUUUGUGUUAUAAAAGGGAAGUAACAGAUAUUGCACCCAGUAGCUGCUGAAAAUGGUUGCAGUAGCUAAGGAAAAUGUGAAGUGACAAGUGAAGGUAAUGGAGCAGGAGGAAAAAUUUCACUCUCACCCUUGAUAAUUGCAUGAAAGCCAACACUAAAUUCUUAGUAGAAUACAUGUAAUUAGUAGCAGAAUACAAAUAAUUAGUAAUUCUUUAUUCUAUUUGUCCCUAGUUUUGAGUUUUGAUUCUGGCAACCUAGUCACCUUACUCCAACUUUGCACAACUACUUGAUAGGCAUACCGCAAAUUCUUUUAGCUGUCUAGUAAUGCAUUAUGGAUUGGCAUCUCUGUGUGUCUCUGCUUUUAUAUCUACUAGUAGUUCAUUCUUUAAUGUAAGAUCUUAUCAUGUUGUUGUCAUUAAAUCCAAAGAAUAAACAAAA